AUGCUGCGCCUGAGGGACAGCGGUGACUGUGCAGAUAUAAAAAUUGUGGUGGAGUAUUAUGAUUUAGACAGCCCACCAUUUCCUUUGACUGAUCUGUUUCUGCCGUCAAAUUUGGAUCGCAUGCCUGUACUGGAAGCGUCCUUUUUUUCAUUGCUAGUCUCUCUGUUCCAGAGCUGCCAGGCUGGCGUAACUCAAUGGAUAGCAGUGUGCAGUGGACUGUUACAGACAACUGCGGUCCAAGGCCAGUGUAGACGAAUGCUCCAUGAUAUUUUCCAGAGACGCAAGGUUGGCCAGUUCCGACAGGCGAAAUCCUGUGGUGGAUUGAUUCAAGCCAAUGGAGCCGUUCCACAGCAAAACAGAUCAUUUUACAAUACAAAUAAGCAUCUUUCUGCAAAAGAUUCGUUGCAGCCAUCUGAAGAGAAAGUGGGUACUUUCACAAGGAUAAUAGAAGCAAUGGGUUUCACAGGACCACUGAAGUAUAGCAGAUGGAAAAUUAAGGUAGCAGCUUUGCGCAUGUACACAUGCUGCGUGGAGAAAACUGACUACGAGGAGUUUUUUAACAGGUGCCAAAUGCCUGAUACUUUGAAUUCGUGGUUUCUAGUAGCCCAGCUUCAUGUCUGGAUGUGUCUGGUACGAAUGAAGCAGGAGGGUCGCACAGGAAAAUACAUGUGUCGCUAUAUAGUUCACUGCAUGUGGGAGGAUGUUGAACAGCGUGGUAAGGUGAUGGGGAUUAAUUCUGUUGUUCUAAAGGAAGAUAUGAGAAGUAUGGUAGAAAAUUUCUAUGCAGCUCUCUUUGGAUAUGAUGAGGGAAUCUUGUCUGAUGAUCAUGUUCUGGCAGCAGCUCUUUGGAGAAACCUUUUUAACAGGAACUGUGAGGACCCUCGGCAUCUGGAGCUACUCGUAGAAUACGUGCGCAAACAGGUACGCUACAGCUCAUAA
Molecule: messenger RNA, 939 nt
Organism: Balearica regulorum gibbericeps (East African grey crowned-crane)
Lineage: Eukaryota; Metazoa; Chordata; Aves; Gruiformes; Gruidae
Source: RefSeq, a predicted model, not a curated record